Symphalangus syndactylus (siamang) is the source of this 4135-nucleotide messenger RNA. It is a transcript of the gene ARMC2, whose product is annotated as armadillo repeat containing 2. The record is from RefSeq and is a predicted model, not a curated record. Lineage: Eukaryota; Metazoa; Chordata; Mammalia; Primates; Hylobatidae. Gene Ontology annotation, molecular function: protein binding. Gene Ontology annotation, biological process: sperm axoneme assembly; cilium organization.
AAUCUCUGGGGACAGGCAUGCUUCUUGAAUUUGCACACAAAAGCUAUUUUUAUAUGAUUUUUCCUAACCCUGGAUGAUUUUUAUAUUAACUAAGAGUUAGUUAAUAUUGGGCAAAAGCUGGGUUUUUGAAAUGGGUUAAGAAACAUUGUUCAUAUAUUUUUCUGGGUGCUUAUAAGGAAUACCUAAAUAUCACAGUUGAUAAGAAAAGAAAAUUAGGAUAAGUGACUGGGCAUGGUGGCUCAUGCCUGUAAUCCCAGCACUUUGAGAGGCCGAAGCAGGCAGAUCAUCUGAGAUGAGGAGUUCGAGACCAGCCUGGCCAACAUGGUAAAACCUUGUCUCUACUAAAAAUACAAAACUUAGCCAGGUGUAGUGGCACAUGCCUGUAAUCCCAGCUACUCAGGAGGCUGAGGCAGGAGAACUGCUUGAAACCAGGAGGUGGAGGUUGCAGUGAGCUGAGAUCGUGCCACUGCACCCCAGCCCGGGUGACGAGCAAGACUCUGUCUCAACAAAAAAGAAAAAAAAGAAUAUUAGGAUAAGUAUUCCCUAGUGGAUGGUUCAUGUAUAUCAGAAAUAAAUGAUUUUUAAAUUAGAGUUCAAAAAGUUGUUAAUUUUAUUAGAAAUUAAUGAAAAUGAUAAGAUUCUUAUAAUGCACAUUAAGCUUACUUCUUUGAGAAUGCCCUUCUGAUCCCAUGUUGAGCAUGUAAGCAAAAUUUGAAUGGGACUUUUCCUACUGCCUGAGAAUUGCUGCCAGGCACCUAAACCUGGCAACAGAGAGGCUAAAGAUCACAGCCUGAGGAGUCCCACCAACAAUUGGAAUCACUCCCCAUCCAGGGCAUACUAAGGGUUUCUCAAACUGUUGAAAAGGACCCAGAAAUGGAUGACAAUCAAUUUAGUGGAUCACACCAGCAUUUUUAAAAAAUGAAGUAGAAUAGAAUAUAAUAGAAAAUGUCGGAAUACAUAACACAGAAUAGGGGCAAGUUUUGCUUCAAGAGACUUCGGUCUUCAGUGUGUGUUCAGGGUCAUAUUAUAAACUGAUUUCUGACUGUGUGUGGUCAAAAAAAGUUGGGAAACCACUUUACCAGGAGCUGACAGAACUGGUUCUCCCUCCAUCAACAAGAUUUGAUGAAGAGAGAUAGGCUUACAGUCACAGAGAGAUGGGGAGAGCCUAGAAGAUACAUACCAAAGAUCACAGCCCCCACCUGAGCAUCAUACUUGACAGACAAGUAUUUUUUUUAUUCAUUUCCAACAUUUAAAAGGUAGAAGAAUCUCAUGGAAGGAUCCAGAUUUAUGACUUCUUGUGAAAAAUCAGAAAAUCUGGCAACACUGGGUCCCCAUUCCAUGCGGCCACAAUGGGGCAUGAUCGGAGCUGAGUGGUACCUCCAUUCUGUGGCCAGGAUAUGAUCUGCAGUCACCAUGUCCCCAGCCUGUGCCAUUCACUUGCCUGUCUGGUCCCUGAUGUGGCUGAAGAGUUAGAAUAAAGGAAAAAAAGAAAGAGAGAGAGAGAGAGAGAAAGAGAAAGGAAGGAAGCAAAGAAGACAGUGGAAUCCAAAGAAACAGUUAUGAUGGGGGACUCUAUGGUGAAAAUAAAUGGGAUUUAUUUAACAAAAUCGAAUGCUAUUUGCCACUUAAAGAGUCACCCACUUCAGCUAACUGAUGAUGGAGGCUUCAGUGAAAUAAAGGAGCAAGAAAUGUUCAAAGGAACAACAUCCUUACCAUCUCAUCUCAAGAGUGGAGGGGAUCAGGGGAAGAGACAUGCAAGGGCCUCAUCACGCCCCAGUAGCUCAGACCUGAGCAGGCUGCAAACCAAAGCAGUCCCAAAAGCUGACCUGCAAGAAAAGGACGCAGAAAUAGAAGUAGAUGAAGUCUUUUGGAAUACAAGGAUUGUACCGAUUUUGCAUGAAUUAGCAAAGGAAGAAAACCUUGAAACAGUUUGUGCUGCUUGCACACAACUUCAUCGUGCUUUAGAGGAAGGAAACAUGCUCGGAAAUAAAUUUAAGAGAAGAAGUGUUCUCCUGAAGACCCUAUGUAAACUAGUUGAUGUUGGUUCAGACUCGCUCAGCCUUAAACUUGCAAAAAUAAUUCUAGCACUUAAAGUGAGUAGAAAGAAUCUUCUUAAUGUCUGCAAACUUAUAUUUAAAAUUAGCAGGAAUGAGAAGAAUGAUUCUUUGAUUCAAAAUGACAGCAUUCUGGAAUCAUUAUUGGAGGUACUAAGAAGUGAAGACCUGCAAACUAACAUGGAAGCUUUUUUAUACUGUAUGGGGUCUAUAAAGUUCAUUUCUGGAAAUCCGGGAUUUCUUAAUGAAAUGAUCAGCAAAGGUGCUGUGGAAAUACUGAUAAAUUUGAUAAAGCAAAUAAAUGAGAACACCAAGAAAUGUGGUACAUGUUUGCCUAAUUCAGGCCACUUGCUAGUCCAGGUGACUGCUACAUUGAGAAGCUUGGUUGAUUCACCAUUAGUAAGAAGUAAGUUCCUAAACAUCAGUGCCCUUCCCCAGCUCUGCACGGCAAUGCAACAGUACAAGGGUGACAAGGACGUCUGUACCAAUAUUGCCAGAAUAUUCAGCAAACUUACUUCUUACCGUGACUGCUGCGCAGCCUUGGCCAGCUAUUCCAGAUGUUAUGCCUUAUUUCUGAAUCUAAUUAACAAAUACCAGAAGAAGCAGGAUUUAGUCGUCCGUGUUGUUUUUAUUCUUGGCAACCUGACGGCAAAAAAUAACCAGGCUCGUGAACAAUUUUCCAAAGAGAAAGGGAGCAUCCAAACUCUGCUGUCAUUAUUCCAGACGUUCCAUCAGCUGGAUCUGCAUUCCCAGAAGCCAGUGGGCCAACAAGGCGAGCAGCACAGGGCGCAGAGGCCACCGUCAGAGGCAGAGGACAUGCUCAUCAAGCUGACCCGCGUGCUGGCCAACAUUGCCAUCCACCCGGGCGUGGGCCCGGUGCUGGCCGCCAACCCGGGGAUAGUGGGCCUGCUCCUGACCACGCUGGAAUACAAGUCACUUGAUGAUUGUGAGGAGCUGGUGAUCAAUGCUACAGUGACAAUCAACAAUUUAUCUUACUACCAAGUGAAGAAUUCCAUAAUUCAAGACAAAAAGCUAUAUAUUGCUGAAUUGCUCUUAAAGCUUCUUGUCAGUCACAACAUGGAUGGAAUCCUGGAGGCUGUGCGUGUUUUUGGAAAUCUCUCCCAGGACCGUGAUGUCUGCGAUUUCAUUGUGCAGAACAAUGUCCACAGAUUCAUGAUGGCGCUGCUGGAUGCUCAGCAUCAGGAUAUCUGCUUUUCUGCCUGUGGUGUUCUCCUCAAUCUCACUGUGGAUAAAGACAAGCGUGUCAUCCUGAAAGAAGGAGGUGGCAUUAAAAAGUUAGUGGAUUGUUUAAGAGAUUUUGGUCCUACUGAUUGGCAGCUGGCCUGCUUGGUUUGUAAAACUUUAUGGAACUUCAGUGAAAACAUCACUAAUGCUUCGUCAUGUUUUGGAAAUGAAGACACCAACACACUCUUACUCCUGCUCUCAUCAUUUUUAGAUGAAGAACUAGCACUGGAUGGCAGUUUUGAUCCAGACCUAAAAAACUAUCACAAACUCCACUGGGAAACAGAAUUCAAACCUGUGGCACAGCAGCUUCUAAACCGAAUUCAGAGACAUCACACCUUCCUGGAACCCCUGCCCAUUCCCUCUUUCUAACAUGAUGCAGAUUAACAGUAGAAACAAGAACUCACGUCUCCCUCAUUCUUAAGAACUGGUAACAAACGUGAACAUUUUUUUCAGCAUUAACAAAUGUGGAAAGUUUUUCAAGAACUGGUUUUAGUGAGUAGCUGAAGUAUUUUUUAAAAUUAAGCAUUUCUUCUUGUUAGGUAUUAUGGAAAAAUGAAUAUACAUGUUAUGUUUCCUGUUAGGAGAAAUAUAAGAUGAAAAUGUAUGCAUUUUCAAGUAAAUGACUUUUUCUUCUAUCCUCCAUUAAACAAUUUAGUUCUAGUCUUAAAAUCUUGAUUUAGCAAUUUUGGAAUUGAAGUGUUCAUAAGUUAAAUGAACUGUGCAAUGAAGGCUGUUAGAUUAUAUAGAAAGAAGGGUAGUCAACACGAGUGGAGCACGUUACAACAUAGGAUCUGUACUAAUUCUUACUAUGUCAAAUAAUAAAUGUUCUCAUUAGG